Limulus polyphemus (Atlantic horseshoe crab) is the source of this 4619-nucleotide messenger RNA. RefSeq names its product BDNF/NT-3 growth factors receptor-like. Gene Ontology annotation, molecular function: neurotrophin receptor activity; neurotrophin binding; transmembrane receptor protein tyrosine kinase activity. Bases 312 to 2840 code for a protein of 842 amino acids. The transcript has 15 exons. Gene Ontology annotation, cellular component: signaling receptor complex; axon; plasma membrane. NCBI's taxonomy places the organism in Eukaryota, Metazoa, Arthropoda, Merostomata, Xiphosura, Limulidae. Gene Ontology annotation, biological process: positive regulation of kinase activity; cellular response to nerve growth factor stimulus; multicellular organism development. The record is from RefSeq and is a predicted model, not a curated record.
UAUGUUUGCGAGAAGAACUCACCCUUGGUUUUCCAAAGCAAGCUCAAUCCAAGUUUUAUUAAAGUAGGGUCGUUAAUCUUUCUUCGAUAUUUGCCAAAUUAACGUUUUUUGUUUAAAUCAGUAGAUUAAGUCAGUUAAUUACAACAGAUUUAGUUCAAAUCACAUCAAGCAACAGAUUAAAUCAGUUACUCGAACCUAUUUAGCAUAAAAGAAAGCAAAGUUUGGAAACCGUUUAGAGAAUUCAACAGUAAUACUAUGCUAACUAUUUAAGUGCAAGGUUUUUCAGCACUGUAAGUGUGAAUGACGAAACUAUGAAAAGCAUACUGUUAUCCCCAAUAUCAAUGACGUUUUUGCCUAUGCUGUUUGCUACUGUACCUGUUCCACAAAUAGGAAAAUCAAAAGAAACCUGUAAGGCAUGCUGGUGUGAAAAGCUACCAAACAGCUUGGACUGUCAGCGGUUUGAUCAACUAGACGCCUUUCCCAGCCUUUCACCUGAGACGGCAGGACUAAUAAAAGAAAUAAAGAUCGAGAAUCAACCAAGACUGGCAAGGUUGUCCGCCAAGGAUCUACAGAUUUAUCCAAACGUGGAGAGGUUAACUGUACAGAACACAAGCCUUCGCUAUCUUUCCCCUCAAACCUUUAACCAGUUGAGGAUGCUAAAAGAAGUAAACCUUCGAAACAAUAAUAUAUCCUAUCUACCGUGGACGCUUUUCUUAGAGCAAGGACUGAGGGUCGUUGAAAUAAAUAUCAAAGGAAACCCGAUCGUCUGUAACUGCAGCGCUAAAUGGAUUCAACACCAGAUGUAUCAGUCAUCUAGCAUGUUAGGGCCCUUGGGAGAUCAGAUCACAUGUGUGGAAGAAAAUAAUCUGAAAAAAAAGUGGUCUUUGGCCAAUAUAUCUAUAUCUGGUUGUGAUCUCCCUGAAAUUGAAGUGUACCCUAAAGAAGUAGAUGUCUACGAGAACGAGACAGUAUCCAUUGUCUGUGAAGCAACAGGUCAUCCAUCACCAAUGGUCUACUGGAAUACUACCAAAUUGUACUCAAAUCAUUCUAUUGAGGUUUGGCAAAGCCAAGUGGCUGAUCAAGGGGAAUCUAAUGCCACAUUGUGCAUGGAGAAUGUUACAGUCAUUCUAAAUCUUCAAGGAGCCGAUCCAGAGGACAACGGGCGGAUUUUUUGUACAGCAGAGAAUAUUGUUGGCAGAAAAACCAAUUUCCUUCACCUAAGGAUAAGAUCACCGCCAAGGAUCAAGGUUUUAAAGACAGAUCGUGGAUUCUACUGGAGAAUUGACUUUGAAGUCACUGGUUCCCCUCAGCCUACCCGAUCCUGGUUUUUCAAUGACGAACCAGUGGAUUUUUCUAAUAAUCUCAAAGAAACACUUACUUAUUUAGACCAGUACAGGAUAGCAGGUUACUUAGAGUUCCUUAGAGCCACACAAGCACACGAAGGUCUCUACAUCUUAGAAGUGACGAAUACUUUGGGUCAAAGCAGCCAAGCAAUUGACGUGCGUUUCCAUAAGGAUUUCGAGUUAAUCAAUCAUCCAACAUUUCCACCACCAAUCUUAUCAUCGACUGUCAAAGCCCAUUUGGAUUCCAAAGCAGGGGCCAUCUACUCAUAUUUGCACCAGUCUUCGCAUCAGCCCAAGUAUAAUACCUGUCAUCACGGGAUUACAAACUGCAAAUGUGAGCUCCCACUGAGUCUCACCAUCACGACUGUGUCCAUUAUCUUGGUGCUGGUGGGGACCGUCUGUUUUAUUCAGCGGCGGAAGAGGCGAAUGCAUUAUGAUGAAGACCGGUGUAUGGACCUGAAUAUUCACGUGUGGCCCUGCUGUUUCAGUUCUAAUGAUAAGAAGAUAAACGAAGACAUUGAGCUUCGACAAGGAAUGCCCUUAAACUCUCGAAAAGUGCUAAUAAACCCAAACUACUGCAGCUCGUCUGGUGAUGUAACAUUUAAAGAAAUUCGUUACAUAGCUCAAGAGAAGAUAAGUUUCAUUCAAGUUCUCGGUGAAGGUGCCUUUGGGCGUGUAUACUUGGGAACAGUGGACUACUUGACGCGAGAAGAGCCUACCACAAUGGUGGCUGUGAAAACCCUGAAAGACAUUGACCACGAAGAAGCUUGGAUAAACUUUACUCGUGAAGCUCAGCUGCUGGCAAAUCUAAGUCACGACAACAUUGUUCGUUUCUAUGGCGUAUCGGUAGACGGAGACCCCCUAAUGAUGGUAUUCGAGUAUAUGGAACUUGGCGACUUGAAUAAUUUUUUGAGAAAUAGAGGUCCUGACGUAGUAGUGUACGAUUCCUAUGGAAAGCCUCACGAGACAUUGUCAUGUUCUCAGCUUCUUCAUAUUUCGGUUCAAGUUGCAAGAGGGAUGGAAUACUUAGCAUCUCAGCAUUUUGUUCAUCGAGAUUUGGCGACUAGAAACUGUCUUAUUGGAGGCCCUCUGGUAGUGAAGAUAGGCGACUUUGGCAUGUCACGUGAUGUUUACAGCACCGAUUACUACCGGGUAGGGAAAAACACCAUGUUACCAAUCCGGUGGAUGCCUCCAGAGAGUAUACUGCACCGGAAAUUCACUGCAGAAUCGGACAUCUGGAGCUUUGGAGUACUUCUAUGGGAAGUUUUUACUUAUGGACGACAACCCUGGUAUGAACUCUCCAACCAUGAGGUAGUCCAGCAUGUGACCACCGGACGCCGACUCGCCAAGCCUAGCGCAUGUCCGCAAGAGGUCUAUCAUUUGAUGCUGGGAUGUUGGGCUCACCAACCGGAGGAGAGAUUACAGAUGAAUGCUAUCCACAAACACCUAUCACUUGUAAUAAAUAAUGAAUCGGAAUACUUAGAAGUCAUCGAGUAGAGUAUUGGAAGCUAAAUGUGGCUUUGAAACUACUGUCAAUGCUCAAGCAAAUAUCUUAUAUAUUCUCUCCGAUGAUAAAACAUUUUUAAUUUGGUUAUUUAAACUUUCAACAAUUCAUUUGAUUUAAAAACACUUAUUAUUUUCGAACCGUUACCACCUUAUAGAAAACUUAUCUCUCAGUCUGAUUUUUUUAAUUUUUUUAUCUGGCUAAAUCUUUACUUAUGGUAAUAAUUUUUAUUUACUAAAGGACCAUGUACCCACUCAAGCAGUACUCGGACACAGAGAGAAAAAAAGAACUUUAUAAAAAAUUAACUGAUUAUUAGUCAUUGCUUUAUCUUUUCGUGUAAGAAUGUUUUCUUAGAUCUUUGGAGCAAAAUAUAAAUAUAUUAUUACGGAUUUGUAAACCUUUGUGCAAUAUUACAGGUAAUAUUACUUUUUUAACAAAGACCAUGAGCAUAGAAAAUAUAAUAAAUAUGCUUUAAACUGUUCACUAAAACUGAGUUUAACUGCGUUAAGCGAAUAAUUCUUAAAACAAAUCGGCAUCAAUAUUAAUUACCCCCAAACUGUUAAUUAAUAUUUCUAUUUACAAUUCAAUGAUAUUUAUUUGGUGAAUAAAUACUAAAGUUUUUUCGGAAUUGUACCUUGCUUACUAAUGAAAAACAAAUAUUCCAAAACAUUUAAGAAAACUAGUAAUUAUUUGACGUCCAGAAAAAAAAAAUUCAACGUAAUCUUCCUAGUGUCAUUCAUUUUACCUAUCAUAAGAUACGUUACCUGCAGCCCCCAGUGGCACAGCGGUAUGUCUGCAGAUUUACAACUCUAGAAUUCGGGUUUUGAUACCUGUGGUGGGAGGUGAAAGGCUAUCUCAUGAAUAUACCAAUCAAUCUCUUCCAUUAUUCUCAUUAGUUCUAUAGCUACCACAAGGGGGGGGGGAGGUACAAAAACGUAUACCAGUGUUCAACGACCCUGAAAACGUACUCUUAGAUUGCCAUCAUAUCUGGAUGACCUUUUGAGUGGAUUGUAGGAGGCACUUUGAGACCGCUUGCCAAAUUUGAUCCUAGUAACUCUUAAAACUGUGGAGUUUCCCGACAAAAAUUCCCAAACACACACACAAUGCAAAUUAACGUGGGAUUCCAAACUGAAUAUCUCUUCUUAACCAUUUAUACGUCCUUUUUUUUAGUUAAGUUUAAAUAUCUGUUAUAAAAAACAGUGCAUUUCAGUUCAUUUUGAGCAGUGAACGUAGCGAAGUACAGAUUUUAAUAUUGAUACAAAUAUCAAAGAUAAAUAAUAAGAUACUAUUAUUUAACAUGAAAAGAACAUUAAAAACGGUUGUUAAGUAUCCAUACCCAUUUUAAAAAGGAGAAUGCUCAAUAUAGCUAUAACAGUCUCUCUAAGACAGUUGUAGGCCUAAAAUUAAUGGUCAUAGAUAAAAUACAUUUUAUUUUGUAUCUAUAUUUUGAAGCCUGGAAUGAACAUCAAGUUUUCAGCUUUGUAGCUUAGGGCUUCUAAAAGUGCUUCAUAAGUGCAUGCGAAUUUAAAAAAAAGUAAGAAAGAAUAUUGAAAGUCAUUUCUAUGGAUACUGAAUGUUGUUAGUUUUCAGAACUAUAUAUGUUUGCGAUAUAAAACAAAAUCUACUCUUCCGGCCUGUAGCUAUAUGUGUGCAUGUUGCUGAUGGGUUGUGCCUCUUAUGACGCCAGAAAUAUUCAGCCAAUGUUGUUACUUUUUGUCUUCUAAAUAUGCUGCUUGAAAACAAUGUUGUAAAAAUUUAGAACUAAAAAUAAC